Molecule: messenger RNA, 651 nt
Organism: Penicillium mononematosum
Lineage: Eukaryota; Fungi; Ascomycota; Eurotiomycetes; Eurotiales; Aspergillaceae
Exons: 3
Coding region: 1-651 (216 amino acids)
Source: RefSeq, a predicted model, not a curated record
AUGCCUAUCAGCUCGACUGGGAGAGUCGCGAACAUCUUGACCGGACUUUGUGUUAGGUCGACUGGUGAUAGUAAGAAGAGAGAAGAAGAGGCCACAGGCGGUAGAAAAGAGAGACCAUGGGCCUUCAUACACAUAUUGGCCGGAAAGGCCAACUCCCAGGGUACAAUCUGCAAGGUCACGGCUGAGGCUGACGCCGCUCAGGUCCUUGCGGACCGUACCAUUGCCCACGCUGCUCGCUUUACCACGCGCGUCGCCACCAUCCGUGCUCAGUUCUUAGGGAUUCUCAAUGUCAGCAGGAUUGAACAAGCCCGGAAAUUGCCAUCGGACAAAUUGAUCGCCGCCAAUGCGUACCAAGUCGCAACCAAGUCGCGUCCAAGUCUCAGUGGGGACAAUUCACCUACGACUCAACCAAUUGACGGUUGGACCGCAAACUGCCCUCCGUACGACAGCUCACUUCGCUUACUUCUGAACAAGAUGUCCCUUUCCCCGCACGAAGCUGCUCUGCAGGGUUUCGAGACGUUGCUUUUUAGUGGUAUUAGACCAAUGGAGCUUUACCGUGCUGUACAACUCUUGAGAUCUACCCCGGCCACUAGAGGGGGAGCUGUGAGCACUGCCCUCAGAGUUCAACAUUGCUUCCGACAACCUCACUAG